GAUGGCUGGUGAGCACAAAGAGGCUGUGGAGUUAAAUACCCCCAGUGUGAAGAAGGAAGGCUCAGAAGAGAAGCAGGGGUCUCCCCACCCCAGCAAGGGGUCAGGCUGGGCCCUCAGCAGUGGGAGGCUGCUCUCUGGGCUCUUUGCUCUGAAUCUGUUGUUCUUGGGAGCCGCUCUGGUGAUUGGUGGAGUGUUUAACCCCAGUGGAUUGAGGUACGAGCAGUCACUGAUCUUCAUUGCUCUGCUGAUGGGACUCAGCCUGCUCUGGAUGUUCUGGUACCUGAUCAGGGCAAGGUGGCAGCCAGAGACAGCGCCACACACAGACCACCACGCAGGCACGGUGUUGAUGAAAGGAGCCCUGCUGCUGUUCGCUGCCUGCAGUCUGCUGCUCCAUUUGUUCAAGAUGGGCUAUCACUUCUCCAAAUGGGAAUGCACACCUGUGGUGAAAGCUCUCUACCCCUUCAUUGAAGCUCUCUUCGUCAUUGUACAGACACACUUAUUAUGGGUCCAUUCCAAGGACUGCUCCCAGGAUCAGAAGAACUUCACCAGAUUAGGCUUGGUGCUGACUCUCACUGCAGAUCUGCUACUCUGGUUCGCUGCAGUGACUGAUGAAACUGUCCACUUAGAGAUGGAAGUGGAGAAGGAGGAGGGAGUCCUACAGGACACUUAUAUCGGACAGAGUAACGUCUCCCGCUGUCAGUGCGGGCUGGAUCCUGCGUGUGCUAGCUUUAAGAAAGGCUACAAGGUGCUGUUCCCCUUCAACAUGGAGUACUCCCUGACCGCUGGCUGCAUGCUCUACGUGAUGUGGAAGAACGUAGGCAGGCGUGUGGAGCCCCACCACCCCACCCUGAGUGGGAAGCUCCGACUGGGGGCUUCCAAGAUAAUCUUGGGACCCUUCCUGGGGGUGGUGGCCCUGUUAUCUGGUAUCUGCAUUUUCAUUGUGUACCAGGUGAAGGUGGGCAGCGCCGCAGGGCGCCAGCUUGCCUUUGUGCUGUUUUACAGCUACCAGCUAGCCAUCCUGCCUGCCAUGUCUCUCUGCUCUCUGGCCGGCGUGGUCAUUUGCAAGCUGGAAGAGAAGGCUCUGGAUGCCGGUCUCAAUCCCACACGCAGCCUGGAUGCGCUGCUGCUGGUGGGGGCUGCUCUGGGCCAGCUCUCCAUUUCAUACUUCUCCCUAGUGGCCGCACUGACAACAGGGCUCAGUGGACUGCUCCAAAGCCUGGACCUGUCUUACUCCCUGCUCAGCCUGAAUGAGCUGCUCCUCCAGACCCUCUUCAUCAUCGAGGGGCUGCACCGGCACCCCAGCACUGGGGAGGGGGGACGAGUGACAGGCCUGGAGGAGGACGAGAGCCGCAGAGGAGCUGGAGGGGGCUACGGCUCACUGCGUGGGAAGGAGGGCACUCAACAGAUGAACCUUGAAAUAAAAGCUGAAGUUGCAUCAAGCAGACUGAACUGGAGAAGGAGAGUUCUGAAAGAGAUCUCUGCCUUCCUUGUGCCGACUAAUAUUAUGCUCUGGGUGAUCCCUGCGUUCGGAGCACACCCGCAGUUUGAGAACGGUGUGGGGAAGGAUUUCUACGGGUUCUCAUUCUGGUUCAUCCUCCUAAACCUAAGCCAGCCGCUGGGGGUCUUCUACAGGAUGCACUCCGUGGGGGGGCUUCUGGAGGUGCUCUUCACUGGCUGAAGGAGCUGCUCAAGGGUUGGAGGAGGAACAGGACCAUUGGGCAUUCUCUACAGGCCUGGCUCCACUACUCCACUCUUACACACAUUUAUUUUUUAAAAGCUCUUUGUAAGGUUUUUCACUUUUUAAACAUUAUGUUCUGCUUUGUUAAUAAAAGGCAUGCGAUGGGACACGAGUCUCCUUCAGUAAUGCAACCCAAUCUGACAAUUCACACAGAGCACUUACAGCCUGAAGCCUGACAUCAGUGUAGAUA
This is a messenger RNA of Acipenser ruthenus (sterlet), 1928 nucleotides long. Its product is annotated as proton channel OTOP3-like. Gene Ontology annotation, molecular function: proton channel activity. Bases 2 to 1678 code for a protein of 558 amino acids. Lineage: Eukaryota; Metazoa; Chordata; Actinopteri; Acipenseriformes; Acipenseridae. The transcript is spliced from 7 exons. Gene Ontology annotation, biological process: proton transmembrane transport. Gene Ontology annotation, cellular component: membrane. The record is from RefSeq and is a predicted model, not a curated record.